Molecule: messenger RNA, 242 nt
Organism: Oppiella nova
Lineage: Eukaryota; Metazoa; Arthropoda; Arachnida; Sarcoptiformes; Oppiidae
Source: the annotation of a GenBank genome assembly
ACGACCCCUCAAUGCAACACUGCAUUCAAUGCAUUGCAUGUCAACAAUGAGUUCAUAAGAUAUUUACCACCACUUCAGCCAUGAUUUCACGGAUCAGUUGAUCACCACAGACACCAACAAUGUCACAAAUGGGAAAAAUGAAAGCCUUUUCUCUGACCACUUCCUCGUCAGUGAAGAAAGUGUUGGGAAAGAAAGAUAUCGAGAAACAGAAGAAGAUCGCCGAAGAAGAGGCGGCCGCUAAG